CUAACCCUUCAUUGAACUCCCUCUUUGGUAAAUUAAGGUGAAAAACUAUAAAAGAACAGAAAAAGGAAGGAGUAGAUGGAUUUAGCAGACAAGGCCGUGGGGCUGCUGUUAUCGGUAAUCAGCUUGUCAGUUUUCACUUACUAUACAUUCUGGGUGAUCAUACUGCCGUUCGUUGAUACUGAUCAUUUUGUGCACAAGUACUUUUUGCCUCAA
This is a messenger RNA of Coffea eugenioides, 213 nucleotides long. Its product is annotated as dolichol-phosphate mannose synthase subunit 2. The transcript has 2 exons. Lineage: Eukaryota; Viridiplantae; Streptophyta; Magnoliopsida; Gentianales; Rubiaceae. Gene Ontology annotation, biological process: GPI anchor biosynthetic process. Gene Ontology annotation, molecular function: enzyme regulator activity. Gene Ontology annotation, cellular component: endoplasmic reticulum membrane; dolichol-phosphate-mannose synthase complex. The record is from RefSeq and is a predicted model, not a curated record. The annotation marks the transcript as partial.